Messenger RNA from Cuscuta campestris, 296 nucleotides. Lineage: Eukaryota; Viridiplantae; Streptophyta; Magnoliopsida; Solanales; Convolvulaceae. The record is from the annotation of a GenBank genome assembly.
AUGAAAGUAUGGGGUUGUCUUGCCGAAGCUAAACUUUAUAAUCCCUUCUUGAAGAAACUCGACAUGAAAACUGUAACUUGCUACUUCAUUGGUUAUCCUUCUCACUCAAAGGGUUACAGAUUUUAUUGUCCUUCCCACGUCACUCGCAUUGUAGAAACCAAAGAUGCUCAUUUCCUUGAAUAUUUUAAGGACACUGCACCACCUCCUACUCCAAAUGUACCUGGAAAUGAAGACACCUCAAAUGAUCACCAUCAAGACAAUGCCGCCAAUGCUCAACCCGAAAAUUUGCUCAGGAG